AGGAGCAGAAAGAGGCACUGCCAGUUCCUUUUUCACAAACCCUAAUUCAAUCGAGGGCAAAAGAAUCUAAUAUUUUCUAUUGAAGUCCGUCACAAAACAAUCAAACCCAAUAAAAUGAAGACUACCACUUUUGCUGCGACCGCUGCCGGUUUGGUGUGCGGGAAAAUCUUGCACGUCUCCUCCUUCGCCCCCUCCUUGACCACAUUCGAAAGUCCGAAUCGCCAUGCAACAAGUAAAGACUCCGUAUUUUUCACUCCGUUGUCCAUGUCUCCUCCAUCAACCGACGGCACCGCAGAAAAGAUAAGCUUUAUCGAUACAGAGCUGCGAGGAGCUGCUAUGAAGUUGCACACUCGGGCCCAGGCCCCAAAAGAAGGACAAGCAGAAGAAAAGAAACCAAGAGAACCGUACGAAACGACUCUUGACGACUAUCUGGCGUUCCUCGUCGAUUCACAACACGUGUAUAAGGCUAUCGAAAGCGUUGUCAACGAAAGAGAAGAGCUGGCAGUCUUCCGAAAUUCGCCUCUGGAUCGUGUUGUCGCUCUCGACACCGACAUUGAUUUUAUGGUAAAAGAAUACAGCCUCGAGAAACCGAGUGUCGGCAAGGCUGGCCAAGACUAUGCCGAUGUGAUUCGAGCGUUAGGAAAGGCUGAUUCCAUUCCAGAAUUUUUAUGCCAUUAUUACAACUAUUACUUUGCGCACACCGCAGGAGGCAGAAUGAUCGGAAAGCAAAUGAGUGCACUUUUGUUAAACAAGAAGACCCUCGAGUUUUACAAGUGGGACGGGAAACUGCCCGAGAUUAAAGACCGCGUUAAGGAAGAAAUUGAAGACAUGGCGGCACUGUGGUCUCCCGAGGAACGCAAAAGAUGCACCGAUCAAACCAUGGCGGCCUUCCGAGGAGGUGGUGCCAUGAAUGCCUAUCUUUCUGGUGGACAAUCGCCGCACUAACUUCUGGCUAGCUACAACACAUUGACUCGGAUACCAGCAAAACAUACCGUGUGGGGAAAAAAGAAGGCAUGAACUAAAACGGUAGACAAAACCAAUUGAAAUCACUAUCGUGCUUCGACUAUGGUCCAUUGCCCAAAUGGAAGCAAAACUAGAUUUGAAAAUGUUCCUUUUCAGUAAUCUAUUAAUGAGAUGAGUUGGAUCUUGGCUGCAAUAUCUUCGACAUAAAUACUGCGUUAUUCA
Messenger RNA from Pseudo-nitzschia multistriata, 1185 nucleotides. The record is from the annotation of a GenBank genome assembly. Lineage: Eukaryota; Bacillariophyta; Bacillariophyceae; Bacillariales; Bacillariaceae.